Messenger RNA from Sebastes umbrosus (honeycomb rockfish), 2235 nucleotides. RefSeq names its product SDE2 telomere maintenance homolog (S. pombe) (gene sde2). The record is from RefSeq and is a predicted model, not a curated record. The transcript is spliced from 8 exons. The coding region runs from base 68 to 1585 and encodes 505 amino acids. Gene Ontology annotation, cellular component: nucleus. Lineage: Eukaryota; Metazoa; Chordata; Actinopteri; Perciformes; Sebastidae.
GAGCGCAGAGGAAGAAGCAGCAGAAGCUAACUGAAGCUAGCUGAAGCUAACUGAAGCUAGCCCCAUCAUGGCGGUGUUUGUGAGUUCUCCUGGUUCCAGGUUCUGUAACUUGGUGUUUCCGGACGGGUCUGUAGUCAGAGAUGUUCUGAGCCGGUUCGUCCAGCAGCAGGGACUUCCUUCUUCAGAGGAUUUCUACGUCGUCAGAAAUGGUCGACUGUCUUGCCUGGACGAUCCUCUGCAGCAUGGCGCCGUCUAUCACCUGGAGCCCCGUCUCUGUGGCGGGAAAGGAGGGUUUGGUUCCAUGCUGCGAGCUCUGGGCGCUCAGAUCGAGAAGACGACAAACCGUGAGGCCUGUAGAGAUCUGAGCGGCCGCCGCCUCCGAGACGUCAACCACGAGAAAGAGAUGGCGGAGUGGUUGAAGAAGCAGACGGAGCGCGAGGCGGAGAAGGAGCAGCGCCGUCUGGAUCGUCUGAAGAGGAAACUGUCUGAACCCAAACACCAGUUCACCGACCCGGAGUACCAGCAGCAGUGUCACGAGCUGUCGGAGCGACUCGAGGACUCCGUCAUGAAAGGUCUGCAGGCGUCCUCCAGCAGUCAGGUGAAGGUGGACGACGUCUCUGCAGCCAAGAGACCAAAGUGUGAUGAGAGCGAGCAGCCGCACGGGAAGAAGAAGAAGAAGACGAAGAGCGCAGGAGCAGCGUGUUUCUGGGAGAUGCUGAGCUCAGAGGACGAGGACGAGGAGUCUCCGUCCUCCUCCAGCUGUGGAGCUGCUGCUGUUACCAUGACGAAACAGACAAAAAAGGUGGAGCCUGAGCAGAGCAGCAGCUCGUCUGACUGCAGCUCCUCCUCAGAGGGUCAGGGUUCCCCAGGACUCUCCAGAGACCAGACCGUCAGACCCUCAGAGGACCAGAGACCUCCAGAACCCUCCAGAGACCAGACCGUCAGACCCUCAGAGGACCAGACCGUCAGACCCUCAGAGGACCAGACCGUCAGACCCUCAGAGGACCAGACCAUCAGACCCUCAGAGGACCAGACCGUCAGACCCUCCGAGGACAAGACCGUCAGACCCUCAGAGGACCAGACCGUCAGACCCUCAGAAGAGCAGACCGUCAGACCCUCAGAGGACCAGACCGUCAGACCCUCAGAGGACCAGACCGUCAGACCCUCAGAGGACCAGACCGUCAGACCCUCAGAAGAGCAGACCAUCAGACCCUCAGAGGACCAGACCGUCAGACCCUCAGAGGACCAGACCGUCAGACCCUCAGAAGAGCAGACCGUCAGACCCUCAGAGGACCAGAGACCUCCAGAACCCUCCAGAGACCAGACCGUCAGACCCUCAGAAGAGUCCAGCUGUUCGUCUUCUCAGCAGGGUCGGACUGCGGUGGAUCUGUCCUCGCUGUCCUCCGUAGACCAGCUCCAGUCUCUGGGUCUGGACGUCCUGAAGGAGGAACUAAUGUCUCGAGGGAUGAAGUGCGGGGGAACGCUGACGGAGCGCGCCGCCCGACUCUUCUCCGUCAGAGGACUGACUCCUGAUCAGAUCGACCCGGCGCUGCUCGCCAAACCAGCCAAGAAUAAGAGGAAGUAAAGAGGUCAGAGGUCACGGCUGUUUCUCACCUUUUAAAUUAGAUUAAAGGAACAGGCCGGCUUUUUCAUGAUGGAUUUUUUGAGUGAGACGACGGCGAGGAAAAUGUGUUUAAUACUCUGGAGAAGCUCGUCAGUGGACCUCCAGUUGACAUGUUUCUGUUUGUCAGUAUCAGAAUCAUUCUGACCAUAUGAGUAAAUGUUUCAUCUGUAACUUUAUGAACAAAUCACAAGACAAAGAGCUGUUUGUCCAAUCAGAAAGCAGGAUUUCCCUCUUAAAUAUUGUUUAAUGUGUCUGUACCGCUUUAGUUUAACAGUUGAUAUGAAUCCAUUUUCAGUGAACGCAGCAUCGUGGCAGUGUGUGUACAGUUUAUUUGUCGUUGAUAAAUGCUACAGCUCCCGUCUCUUGCCGGCCAACCUGCUGAUUACAGUGAAGGCUGUUAGCAACAACACUGGCUCAGAAUCUCUUAAGGUGGACUGUUAAGGUGGACCAGCUAUUCAGCUUUUUAUUUCAUUUUUUAUGUUUAUUUUAACCGUUUAAAAUCGAAUUAACGGUUUAUCGUUAACAUCCCAUGUGUUAUGACAGGAAGUGAUGUCAUGUUGCACAUGAUUUAUGAUCCAUGUUACAUCAUUAAAGUUAAAUUACCACAUUUA